Molecule: messenger RNA, 1116 nt
Organism: Alternaria atra
Lineage: Eukaryota; Fungi; Ascomycota; Dothideomycetes; Pleosporales; Pleosporaceae
Exons: 1
Coding region: 1-1116 (371 amino acids)
Molecular function (GO): O-methyltransferase activity
Source: RefSeq, a predicted model, not a curated record
AUGGCUAGCAAUGGAGACAGCGCUGCAGCGCAGCAUCUCCAACUGAAGAAGAUUAUGGGUCCGAAUAUGGCCUACCUGUGUACAGCACUUGAGAUAGGAGUCCUAAAGGCCUUCAUCGAUUGGAAAGUGUUUGACCACAUCCCGGACGAAGGCUCAAUCUCAUCAGCGAGCCUGGCGGAGAAAAUUGGCGGAGAACAAGAGCUGCUCGAUCGUACACUUCCACUACUCACGGCCCAGGGCAUUCUGAAGGCUCCAGAAGCAGAUCACGUUGCCCACACGGAGCGCUCUCGCUCCUACAAGUCAGAUGAGCUCGGCGCGGGCUUCAUCACGCAUAUGCACAAUUGUUUCGUCCGCUCCAUGGCUCAGUUUCCCGCGUACCUGGCCUUGCAUGGCUUCAGGUCGCCUAAAGACGCCAACACAACACCCUUCGGCAUGGCAACGGGAUACCCAAACGGCAACGUGUACGACAUCGUCGCUGCAGACCCAAAGCUUAGCAAAGACUUCGACAGUUUUGUCGCACGUACGUCCAAGGUGUUUCCCAUGCACGGCGUGUACGACUUCUCGUGGAUGCAGAAACAGGCGGAUACUACGAGCAAGGAAGGCAGACCACUGUUUGUGGAUAUUGGUGGAAGUAAUGGGCACGCCGUGCGCGACAUUCUGCAGGACCAUCCGUGGCUACCUGCCGAGCGGUGUGCCGUGCUAGACCGCAGUUCAACGAUUGAACACACGAGGGCAGAGCUGGACGAGGGCAUAAAGUCUAUUCGCUUGGUUGCAGGGAACGCGCUCGAGAUGCUCCCGCCACCCGUGCAGAACGCGCUGGUCUACCAGUUCCGCCGCAUCCUGAAUGACUUCCCGGACAACGACGUACGGCGCUUCUGGAAAGUGGUGCGCGAGGCGGCGGCGCCAGAUACGCGUGUAUGUGUGGUGGAAGAGCUGCUGCAGGGGAACCGCAACGCCUACGCUGUGGCGCAGGACGUGUCGAUGAUGCUUGUUGGGGGUAAGCGGCGGAGUGCGCAGAUGCAUGUUGCAUUGGCGGCGGAGGCGGGCUUUCGGCUGGGGCGGACAUUGCCCGACACGCACAAUGAUUGCUCGGUGUUGGAAUUCGUAGUGGUGUGA